AUGGAAGAAGCCAUGAGGAGGCUAAAAGGGCGGCUGACCCAAACACCGGAAACCCGCACUCUCCAACUCCCCCCAAAGAAGCCGUGCACCGCCGCCAACAAGACGUCCCUCAAAGAUGCUAGCGCCUCAGGUAAUCCGAUGAGGUAUCGAGGCGUCCGGCGGCGUCCGUGGGGCCGUUACGCCGCCGAGAUCAGAGACCCUCUGUCCAAGCAGAGGAAGUGGCUCGGCACCUUCGACACGCCGGAGGAGGCGGCUUGGGCCUACGACUGCGCCGCCCGGUCCAUGCGAGGCGUCAGGGCCCGAACCAACUUCGUCUACCCUACUUCGCAGCCGCCUCACGCUUCUGGCCACGGUUCAUUCAAUAUCCCUCCGUUCAACUACAAGAAAGCGUCAAAAUUUUCGGCUUUUAGUGAUUACACUUCCCGAGGGUCUGUUCAAUCCCCCAGCAUGUCAUCCUUUUCAAACCCUCAUGUCGGCGGCGAUCAUCACUUCUCGGGGUCUAAUUCCGUAGAGAGGAACUCUUCUCUGAACAUGCUUCUCUUCCGCGAUUGUCUAAGCUCUUUUUCCAAUUCGUCGCCUUCCUUGCCCCAAUCCAUUCUUUCAUUCGAACAAAGUCCCUAUCUUUCUGGCUCUACUAUGGCGAACCAGUUCAACACCUCUUGUUCUAAUGCAUGUGCAACCUUUGGAGGAUCGUCCUUGACUAUGCCCAAUAUAGAAGAUCAACAGAUUCUUGCAGGAAAUCCAGCUUUGAAAACGGAUGAACCUGAUACUGGCAUGGAUUUCUUUCCUUAUGAGAAUUCAGGGUUGUUGGAAGAAGCCUUACAUGGGUUUUUCCCGAAACCCUCGACAAAAUCUGCGUCGUCAACUAAAACCCACAAUUCCACGACUGGAUCAUCAUCUUCCGCGGCUCAUACGUCCGAUGCUUCUUCUUUUGAUCGUCCUGAGAUUAAGAAGGUAAUUCUGGACGACCAUUUCGGCCUCUACAUUGACAGCAAAAACGGUAACGGCGGUUUUCACUCGCCGGCAACGGCAAUCUACAACGAGUUUCCGUCGAGCAUUCAGGUCAACAUUGAUCCCAUGUUCGGCGAUUUUGUUCAGUACCCAGAUCUUCUGGGAAUCUACGCAGCCAAGCUUCAAAAUUCCUGA
Diospyros lotus (date-plum) is the source of this 1146-nucleotide messenger RNA. Its product is annotated as ethylene-responsive transcription factor ESR2-like. Lineage: Eukaryota; Viridiplantae; Streptophyta; Magnoliopsida; Ericales; Ebenaceae. Gene Ontology annotation, molecular function: DNA-binding transcription factor activity; DNA binding. Bases 1 to 1146 code for a protein of 381 amino acids. The record is from RefSeq and is a predicted model, not a curated record. Gene Ontology annotation, biological process: regulation of DNA-templated transcription. The transcript has a single exon.